CUAUCCUGAACCCAAAGCAACCCAAAGAGACACCAAAAAGCUUCAGCUUUGACUAUUCCUACUGGUCCCAUACCACGGUAAGUGACAUCAACUAUGCAUCUCAGAAGCAAGUCUACCGGGACAUCGGCGAGGAGAUGCUGCAGCAUGCCUUUGAAGGCUAUAACGUCUGCAUCUUUGCCUAUGGGCAGACAGGUGCUGGAAAAUCCUACACCAUGAUGGGGAAGCAGGAGAAGGACCAGCAAGGCAUCAUCCCACAGCUGUGCGAGGACCUCUUCUCCCGCAUCAAUGACACGACGAAUGACAAUAUGUCCUACUCUGUGGAGGUGAGCUACAUGGAGAUAUACUGCGAGCGCGUGAGAGACCUCCUGAACCCCAAGAACAAGGGGAACCUGCGGGUGAGGGAGCAUCCCCUUAUGGGCCCAUACGUUGAGGACCUUUCCAAGCUGGCUGUGACCUCCUACAAUGACAUCCAGGACCUCAUGGACUCUGGAAACAAGGCCCGCACAGUGGCUGCCACCAACAUGAACGAGACCAGCAGCCGCUCCCAUGCUGUGUUCAACAUCAUCUUCACGCAGAAGCGGCACGAUGCCGAGACGGACAUCACCACUGAGAAGGUCAGCAAAAUCAGCUUGGUGGACCUGGCAGGGAGCGAGCGAGCCGACUCCACUGGUGCGAAAGGCACGAGACUAAAGGAAGGAGCAAACAUCAACAAGUCCUUGACCACACUGGGGAAAGUCAUCUCCGCCCUGGCUGAAAUGAACAAGAAGAAGAAGAAGACAGAUUUUAUCCCCUACCGGGACUCAGUGCUGACCUGGCUGCUGCGGGAGAACCUGGGGGGCAACUCCCGGACGGCCAUGGUUGCUGCUCUCAGUCCUGCUGACAUCAACUACGAUGAGACUCUCAGCACCCUCAGGUACGCCGACCGUGCCAAGCAGAUCCGCUGCAACGCCGUCAUCAAUGAGGACCCCAACAACAAGCUCAUCCGAGAGCUGAAGGAUGAGGUGGCGCGCCUGCGCGACCUCCUCUAUGCCCAGGGCCUUGGGGACAUCAUUGACAGUAGGUACCACAAGCAGAUCCGCUGCAACGCCGUCAUCAAUGAGGACCCCAACAACAAGCUCAUCCGAGAGCUGAAGGAUGAGGUGGCGCGCCUGCGCGACCUCCUCUAUGCCCAGGGCCUUGGGGACAUCAUUGACA
This is a messenger RNA of Balearica regulorum gibbericeps (East African grey crowned-crane), 1194 nucleotides long. The record is from RefSeq and is a predicted model, not a curated record. Lineage: Eukaryota; Metazoa; Chordata; Aves; Gruiformes; Gruidae.